Folsomia candida is the source of this 3549-nucleotide messenger RNA. Its product is annotated as paramyosin, long form. The transcript has 25 exons. Gene Ontology annotation, cellular component: myosin complex. The coding region runs from base 189 to 2846 and encodes 885 amino acids. NCBI's taxonomy places the organism in Eukaryota, Metazoa, Arthropoda, Collembola, Entomobryomorpha, Isotomidae. The record is from RefSeq and is a predicted model, not a curated record.
CUUUCUCGGUGCGGAUCUACACACGAAUUUAUCGUCGCCGUGUCUUUAUCAUCUUCGAGAAGGAGUGCUGAUCAAUUCCUUGCAACAAGGCAACGACAUCAUCAGUGGUUUCCGGGCAGUGUUGUUGUUAUCUCUCUCUCUCUGUGUGUUCCUCCUAAGUGAAAGUGUAAAUUCCUAAGGAGCGAAAAAUGGCUGGAAUGGCAAAGACCACCACGUCAAAGACGUACACGUAUUCGAGUACGGGAGGAGGACAUGGAGAUGUGACCAUCGAAUACAGUCAGGACCUCAGCUCCCUUCGUCGGCUUGAGGACAAAAUCAGACUUGUGCAGGAGGAUUUGGAAUCUGAACGCGAGAUUCGCCAACGGAUUGAACGCGAGCGAUCCGACUUGAGCGUGCAGGUGAUUCAACUUCAGGAGCGUCUUGAGGAAGCAGAAUGCGGUGUUGAGGGACAGUUCCAGAUCAACCAGAAACGUGAUGCGGAACUGGCCAAACUACGACGACUCCUCGAAGAUGUCCACAUGGAGUCUGAGGAAACUGCAAUGAUUCUUAGAAAGAAACAUCAAGAAGCAAUUGCCGACUAUCAAGAUCAAUUGGAUCAAAUGGCAAAAUCAAGGCAGAAAUCGGAGAAGGAGAAGACCAAAUUCCAACAAGAAGUUUUCGAGCUCAUGUCUCAAAUUGAGUCCAUCAACAAGGAGAAGUUGACCAGCUUGAAACAAUGUGAGCGUCUGGAAAUCCAUGUUCAAGAGUUGUCCAUCAAGAUUGAAGAAUUGAACAGGACCGUUGUGGACAUCACUUCUGUCAAGCAAAGGAUCUCCACCGAAAACAUCCAACUUACGAAGGAAGUCCAAGAACUUAAGGUGUCAAUCGAGAACAUCACUUACCUCAAGUCUCAGAUUUUGAGCCAAUUGGAUGACUCUCGACGACGCCUUGAAGAGGAGGAUAGACGCCGAUCCACUUUGGAAAGCCAGCUUCACUCGGUCGAGAUGGAAUUGGAAUCCGUCCGUGUCAUGCUGGAGGAAGAGUCAGAAUCACGACUUGAAAUUGAGAGACAAUUUUCAAAGGCCAGUGCUGACGUUUCCUUGUGGAAAUCGAAAUAUGAGUCAGAGUGUCAUGCUCGUCAAGAAGAGAUUGAGGAAAUCAGGCGCAAGUUCCAAAUCCGUAUUUCUGAACAAGAAGAACAAGUGGAGGCUCUUAUGGCCAGAUGCCUUGGUUUGGAAAAGCAAAAGUCACGCCUGCAAAGUGAAAUUGAAGUGCUAAUUAUCGACCUUGAGAAAGCCAACGGAACAGCCAGGGAACUCCAGAAGCGAUGUGACCAACUUGAAAGAUUGAAUGCCGACCUGAAAUCCAAGCUGGAUGAAUUGAACGGUCUCUAUGAAGCAGCUCAACGAGAUAAUCGUACCAAACAACUUCAAAUCCAACAGCUUACCCAUGAGCUCGACAAAACCCGAGAACAGAAGGAAUACUUGUCCCGAGAAAACAAGAAAUUGCAAGACGACUUGUCCGAAACCAAGAAUGCUCUUACGGAGGUUAACCGACGCUAUCAUGAGUUGGAACUUGACUACCGACGAAUUGAGAAUGAGCGUGAAGAACUUGCUGCUGCUUACAAGGAAGCUGAAGCUGCACGCAAAGCUGAAGAACAACGGUCUCAGCGCCUUGCUGCAGAGAUGAACCAAUAUCGUCACGAAAUGGAGCGUCGUCUGCAAGAAAAGGAAGAAGAAGUGGAAUCUAUCCGCAAGCAGAUGACUAUUGAGAUUGAACAAAUGAGUGCUCGUCUUAUCGAGGCCGAGACCAAGUUGAAGACCGAGGUUACCCGAAUUAAGAAGAAAUUGCAGAUGCAGAUUACCGAGUUGGAAAUGUCAUUGGAUGUCUCGAACAAAAAUAACAUUGAGUUGCAAAAGACCAUCAAGAAAUACUCUAUCCAAAUCACGGAAUUACAAGCCCACUACGAAGAUGUGCAACGACAAUUGCAAGUGGCGUUGGACCAAUAUGGUGCUGCACAACGCCGAGCUACUGCCCUUCAAGGAGAAUUGGAUGAAGUUCGAACCAGCCUUGAAACUGUUAUGAGAGCCAAGCGAAGCAUUGAAACAUCACUUGAAGAAGCUGCAAGCCGAGUGAACGAAUUAUCCACCAUAAAUAUCAAUUUGGCAGCUCACAGAACAAAACUGGAACAAGAGUUGUCCAUCAUCAGCUCAGACUACGAUGAAGUGUCCAAGGAACUUAAGAUGUCUGACGAGCGAUACCAGAAGGUACAAGUAGAAUUAACGCGAACAAUCGACAUCCUCCACGAAGAACAAGAACGAAUUGUUAAGAUCGAAAGCAUUAAGAAAUCUCUAGAAAUUGAAGUAAAAAAUAUCAGCGUUCGUCUCGAAGAGGUUGAAGCUAAUGCUCUUGUCAAUGGAAAACGAAUCAUUUCAAAGCUAGAAGCCAGGUUACGAGAUAUGGAACUCGAAUUGGACGAGGAAAAGCGACGCCACCAGGAGACCAUUAAGAUUUUGAGAAAGAAGGAGAGGAACAUUAAGGAAAUCAUGAUUUCAAUUGAAGAACAAAAUCAACAGAUCGCAUUAUUGCAAGAGGCACUAGACAAAGUUGGUCACAAGGCUAAUUUAUACAAGCGACAACUGCAGGAACAAGAAAGCAUGUCCGCAACAGCAUCGACCCGUGUUCGACGAUUCCAGAGAGAGUUGGAAGCCGCUGAAGAACGUGCCGACUGUGCCGAAAGCAAUUUGGGGAUCAUCAGGGCCAAACAUAGGUCCUUUGUCACCUCUAACGUUUCCACUCAACAACAAGUUGGCGGAGGCCAAGUCUACAUGGUGAAGACCGAGACACAGUCGUCGGAGAACUACUAGGAGGGAGAGAGAUUGACCUUCUGCCCGUUAUUAACACCAACAUAAUAUAAUUUCAUUACAAUGCAUUUAUGAAUUUAUAGCAUCCAACUCACACUUUCUCUCGCAUUUAAUCGAUACCCAUUCAAUUCGGUUCAUACAUAUAUCCAAAAAACACAUACAUAAAAUCCAAAAUCUGAAGCUGUCGAGUGAAAUUGUGUGCAUCUAUAGAUCGCGGCUGUCCAAAAGCAAAGCCAACUUCUGUCUGUUACUGUGCAAACGUCAGUUCAACAAUUAGGCGGCUUUAUUCUAAUUGUAACCACACAGAUUGUAUAAUAACCUAAUCAAUUGCAAUUGAGUGCUGAAAUGCGAUAUUAAACGAAGUAAGUAUUGAUUUGUAAACUUUUCUCCCGUGUUAUUCUUAUUCAGCAUCAUUGAGUUGAUCACCUGAAAGUGAAACCUAUCUCCAACUUCUGCAGUAUGUUUAUCUAAUAAUGUCUAAUAUGCAGGCUUUUCUCUUCCAUGUCUCAAAUAGAUUACGUCUCCAUCAUAAAAUCACUUUUUCUGAUUUUCUCCUCCUCAUCAUGAUCCAAAUAAUUCUAGUCUCGUAGCAGUUUUAGCAUACAAAACUUAUCCACUUCUUUCUUCCUUGUGCAUGUGUAUAUGUUUGACGACGAGUACUUGUACUGCAAUUUAUUAUGUAUUGCCAAAUAUUUAUCAUUCUGUA